AUGACUGCGGACGACCAGGGGAGAGAAGGACUGCACACUAUCCCGAUGGAAGGAGAUGACAUCACGGCGAAGAAGGACGGAGGGGUGCUGAAGCUGGUGAAAAGAGAAGGCACCGGUCAAGAGCUACCCAUGAUCGGGGAUAAAGUCUCUGUACAUUAUGUGGGCACCCUUCUGGAUGGCACGCACUUCGACUCCAGCAGAGACAGAGAGAAGUUCUGUUUUGAUUUGGGAAAAGGUCAGGUGAUAAGAGCGUGGGAUAUCGGUGUGGCAACUAUGAAAGUGGGUGAGGUGUGUCAGCUCAUCUGUAAGCCUGAAUAUGCGUACGGCUCAGCUGGGAGCCCACCCAAGAUCCCCCCAAAUGCAACCCUGGUGUUUGAGAUCGAGCUCUUUGAUUUCCAUGGAGAAGAUGUAAGCACAGAUGAAGAUGGGGGAAUCAUCCGUCGUAUUAUCACUAAAGGACAGGGGUACUCCAAACCCAAUGAAGGAGCAGCGGUGGAAGUGACUGUAGAAGGCAUGUUGGAGGGACAUGUAUUUUAUGAAAGAGAGCUGAAGUUUGAAGUGGGAGACGGGGACAGCUUCGACUUGCCCACUGGAGUCGAAAAAGCAAUCAUGGCAAUGGAGCAAGGAGAGGAGGCCCGCUUCACUAUUAAACCAAAAUAUGGCUUUGGAACUACAGGAAAUGAGAAGCUCGGUAUUCCUGGUGGAGCAACGUUGGAAUACAAAAUUAAGCUAACAGCCUUUGAGAAGGCUAAAGAGUCGUGGGAGAUGAACACCUUGGAGAAACUGGAACAGAGCGCCAUUGUGAAGGAAAAGGGAACGCAAUAUUUCAAGGAGGGCAAAUACAAGCAAGCUUCAGUGCAGUACAAAAGAAUAGUGUCGUGGCUGGAAAAUGAGUCGGCUUUACAGGAGGAGGAUGAGAAGGUGGCCAAAGCUCUGCGUCUGGCUGCACAUCUCAACUUGGCCAUGUGCUAUCUAAAGAUUCAGGAGCCCGGCCCGGCACUGGAGAACUGUGACAAGGCUAUGAACCUGGACUCCACAAAUGAGAAAGCAUUGUUCAGGAGAGGAGAGGCACUGUUUGCCAUGAAGGAGUUUGACAAAGCCAAGGAUGACUUCCAGAAGGUCAUUCAGCUGUAUCCUUCCAACAAGGCCGCCAAGAGCCAGGUGGCUCUGUGUCAAAAGAGCAUGAAGGAGCAGCAUGAAAAGGACAAGCGCAUCUACGCCAACAUGUUUCAGAAGUUUGCAGAGAGGGAUUCAAAGAAAGAUAAUAAGAGCGACCUCAAAAAGAGCGGCGAUGAGUCCAUGGACGUGGAGAACGGCGAAACUGAAGCCGCAGAGUAG
Molecule: messenger RNA, 1338 nt
Organism: Knipowitschia caucasica
Lineage: Eukaryota; Metazoa; Chordata; Actinopteri; Gobiiformes; Gobiidae
Source: the annotation of a GenBank genome assembly